AUGAAAAUAAUAAUCGCCGGCGCAACCGGCUACAUCGGCCAAGAACUCCUCACGCAGUCCCUCGCCCACCCCUCCAUAACAUCAGUCGUCGCGCUCUCGCGCCGCGACCUCGACAUCACGCACAACAAGCUGCGCGUCGUGCACAUGAAAGACGCCGACUUCCUCUCAUAUUCCGACCCCCAAAUCACCGAGGAAUUGAAAGGCGCUUUCGCGUGUCUUUGGGCGAUUGGAAUCCGCCCUUCGCAGGCGCGGGAUGAAGUUAGUGCGAAGAGGGUCUGCGUUGAGUUUACGGCUGCGGCGGCGAGGGCGUUUCAGCGCGCGUAUGCGGACUCGGCGUCUGUGGUCGAGACCAAAGCGGGGGCUGGGGCUGGGGCUGAAACUCGCGAGGCCGCGACAACAUCGAACUCGGGCGGCAAGCCGCCGUUUCGGUUUGUGUAUAUCAGCGGUGCCGCGAUCGAGAGGGAUCAGAGUAAGAGUCUGUGGUAUUUGGGGAAUUAUCGACGGAUGAGGGGCGAGGCCGAAAACGUCCUCUUCGCACACGCCGAGGCGAAUCCCGGGGUCUUCGAAGCGUACGCCAUGCGUCCCGGUUUGGUCCCGUCGCUCGACGGGACGAUCCGAGACCGAAUCUGGAGUUUGUUUCCGUCUGCGAGGAAGGAUUUGCUGGCCAAGGCGAUGAUUGAUAUUGCGCUCAAGGGGCACAAGAACAGUACAUUUUCCAACCAGGCGAUUAGUGAGUGGGGGAGUGAGCGUUCCUGA
Aspergillus calidoustus is the source of this 756-nucleotide messenger RNA. The record is from the annotation of a GenBank genome assembly. NCBI's taxonomy places the organism in Eukaryota, Fungi, Ascomycota, Eurotiomycetes, Eurotiales, Aspergillaceae.